GAAAACUUAGAAUUAGAGUCCAAUGAAUUGAAUUCUAGUGUUGCGGUUGACAACUAUGGUGAUGAGAACUUAGAAUUAGAGUCUAGAGAAUUGAAAUCUGAUGCUGUAGAACCUGAAAAUGCUGAGGGUCUGAAUGCGGGAUACUGCUUCUGAGAAAACUCAAGCCAGCUAUGAUUCUUCAUCUAAGGUUGAUACUGGUAAUGAUGGUGAGGAUACUGCCACUGGUGAUAGUGUGGUAGCUGCUGAAGGCGGUGAUUCUCUUGGCCAAGAAGCUGGAGAGAACAAUGUGGCUUCUCUGUCAGAAGAUGCUUCUGGUUUACCUGAAUUAUCUGAAUGUGAGCUUGACUCUUUGAAAGAUGAUGUUGGUGUUUCUCUAGAUCAAGAUGCUGGGAAGAACAAGGGAGUGACUCAAUUUGAAGAAGUGUCUGCUGAUUUGCACACAAACUCACAUGGAGGUGAACCUGAUGUUGAUGCUGAUGAUGGUGGUGUGGUUUCAUCGGAGGUGGUAGCAUCAGCACCUGUUCUUGUAGAAGAGAUUAAAAGCAGGGAUGUGGUGUUUGGGGAUAGCAAGUCUCUGGAAGCUGAUGAUGAUGAAAAUGUGGGUGAUGUUGAGCCAGAUGAGGAAGAGGAGGGGCUUGUUUCUAAUGGACCUGCCAGAGUUGCCAUCUUGGAGAGCUCUGAGACGGCAAAACAGAUUAUUAAGGAGUUAGAGGGGGGCUCUUCCAGUAAUAGUUCCCAAGACUACCGGAAUGCUAUUGAGGGGCAAAUUGCUUCGGAUUCAGAUGAAGAGGUGGACACUGAUGAGGAAGGUGAUGGCAAGGAGUUGUUUGACUCUGCUGCUCUGGCUGCUCUUCUGAAAGCUGCUACAGGUGCAUCGGGUGAGGGAGGCAUCACCAUCUCAUCUGGUGACUCUGCCAGGAUUUUCGCUGUUGAUCGCCCAGCUGGUUUGGGAUCCUCUGGUUCAUCUCUCAAGCCUCUUCCUCCACGCGCUGGCCGGUCAAAUGUUCUCACUCCCACUGAUCUGGCAGUCACUGCAGAACCUGAGAAUAACAUGGAUGAGGAAGAGAAGAAACUGCAUGAAAAGGUGGAGAUGAUAAGGGUAAAGUUCCUCCGUCUUAUUCAGAGGCUUGGCCAUUCAGCCGAUGACACCGUGGCUUCUCAGGUUCUUUACCGUCUCAGCCUUGCAGAAGGAAUUAGACGUGGGAGGCAGAUGAACAGGGCCUCAAGCCUUGAGAAUGCUAAAAAGAAGGCCAGGCAGCUUGAAGCAGAAGGCAAGGAUGAUCUGGACUUCUCUUGUAAUAUCCUAGUCCUUGGAAAAUCUGGUGUUGGCAAGAGUGCAACCAUUAAUUCUAUUUUUGGUGAAGAAAAAUCCAAGACAAGUGCAUUUGAACUUGCAACAACUUCUGUGAAGGAGAUUUCUGGGAUUGUUGAUGGAGUCAAGAUCCGAGUUAUAGACACACCAGGGCUGAAAGCUUCUGCAAUUGAACAAGCAGCAAAUAGGAAGAUCCUCUCAUCUAUAAAGAAUUAUACUAAGAGAUGUCCUCCAGACAUUGUUCUCUAUGUGGACCGCAUGGAUACCCAGACUAGGGAUUUCAAUGAUCUGCCUCUUUUAAGAUCAAUUACCAGUAUUCUUGGUUCGUCAAUUUGGUUUAAUGCUAUUGUCGCUCUCACACAUGCUGCUUCUGCCCCCCCAGAUGGGCUGAAUGGUACUCCUCUAAGCUAUGAGGUGUUUAUUGCACAGCGGUCACAUGUUGUCCAGCAAUCAAUAAGGCAAGCGGCCAGUGAUGUGCGUUUGAUGAAUCCAGUUGCUCUUGUGGAGAACCAUCCUUCUUGUAGGAGAAACAGAGAAGGUGAAAAGGUGUUACCCAAUGGCCAAAGCUGGAGACCGCAGAUGCUGCUUUUGUGCUACUCUUCAAAGAUAUUGUCCGAAGCCAACUCCCUUCUGAAGCUCCAAGAUGCCAACCCUGGAAAGCUCUUUGGUUUCCGUUUACGCGCCCCACCUCUUCCUUUCUUGCUGUCUUCACUCCUGCAGUCUAGAACACACCCAAAGCUUUCAUCUGAUCAGGGCAUUGACAAUGGUGAUUCUGAUAUUGACCUUGAUGACUUGUCUGAUUCUGAUCAAGAAGAUGAAGAGGAUGAUUAUGAUCAGCUUCCACCCUUUAGGCCACUGAAGAAGGCACAGAUUGCAAAGCUCACUAAGGAACAAAAGAAGGCAUAUUAUGAGGAGUAUGAUUAUAGAGUCAGGCUUCUUCAGAAGAAACAGUGGAAGGAAGAGAUCAGAAGGCUGAAAGAGAUGAAGAAGAGGGGAAAAGCUGCACCAAAUGAGUAUGCUUAUGGUGAUAUGGCUGAGGACUAUGAUCAAGAUGCUGCGCCUGCGGCCGUACCAGUCCCUUUACCAGACAUGGUUUUGCCACCAACUUUUGACAGCAAUAAUCCAGCCUACCGGUACCGCUUUCUGGAACCAACCUCACAACUUCUGACAAGGCCUGUCUUAGACACACAUGGCUGGGAUCAUGAUUGUGGGUAUGAUGGUGUUAGCAUAGAACAGAACCUUGCUCUUCUUAGCCGAUUUCCUGCAGGGGUGUCAGUGCAGAUCACAAAAGAUAAGAAGGACUUCAACAUUCAUUUGGAUUCUUCAAUUUCAGGCAAGCAUGGUGAAAAUGUGUCAACUCUUGCUGGCUUAGACGUCCAAACUGUUGGGAAGCAGCUUGCUUACAUCCUCCGGAGUGAGACCAAGUUUAAGAACUUCAAGAAGAACAAGACUACUGGUGGAGUUUCAGUCACUUUCUUGGGUGAGACUGUAGCAACUGGAUUGAAAUUGGAGGAUCAAAUUUCAAUAGGAAGGCAGUUGAGUUUAGUUGCAAGUACCGGUGCUAUCCGGGCACAAGGUGAUACAGCUUACGGAGCAAAUUUGGAGGCUCGUCUGAGGGAGAAGGAUUAUCCAAUUGGCCAAGUGCUUGCUACUUUGGGGUUGUCUCUUAUGAGUUGGCGCGGUGACCUUGCUUUGGGAGCCAAUGUGCAGUCCCAGUUGUCUGCUGGCCGUAACUAUAAAGUGGCAGUCCGUGGAUCACUCAACAACAAGCUCAGCGGCCAGAUCACUGUCAAGACGAGCAGCUCGGAGCAGCUUCAGAUUGCACUUCUGGCCAUCAUACCUGUUGCCAUCUCAAUCUUCAGGAAGGUCUGGCCUGGUGAGUCAUACCCAAUGCACUAGAUUUUGUUUAGCUUUUGGCCAUUAGUUUGAUCAAGGAAGAGCGAACGUAGAGUCUGUUUUGAGCUCUUAGCAUGCUUUUGUUUUGGCGUCAUCAUUGGAUCUUGAAUAAUGUCUCUCGUUUCAAUUUUGAACUCAGUUCAUUUUAGGCUUUCGGGCAUAUUAUAGUUCAUCUUCAGAAAUGAGGUUAAACCUAAUCACUGCUAUUGUACUUUGAAACAUAUGUUCAACUGCAUAUCAUGGUAUUUCUUUUCAUUGCUUCUUAGAUAAUGGCUAUCACUAUUUUUCUUA
Molecule: messenger RNA, 3499 nt
Organism: Dioscorea cayenensis subsp. rotundata (Guinea yam)
Lineage: Eukaryota; Viridiplantae; Streptophyta; Magnoliopsida; Dioscoreales; Dioscoreaceae
Product: translocase of chloroplast 159, chloroplastic
Exons: 1
Coding region: 134-3211 (1025 amino acids)
Biological process (GO): protein targeting to chloroplast
Cellular component (GO): chloroplast outer membrane
Molecular function (GO): GTPase activity; GTP binding
Source: RefSeq, a predicted model, not a curated record